Menidia menidia (Atlantic silverside) is the source of this 1719-nucleotide messenger RNA. NCBI's taxonomy places the organism in Eukaryota, Metazoa, Chordata, Actinopteri, Atheriniformes, Atherinopsidae. The record is from the annotation of a GenBank genome assembly.
AUGAAUGCAUUCUUUGACUCUGUAUUGUCGCGUUCGCUCCCAGGAGCGAUAAUCGGUUCGCUGAUUAUCCAGAACCUCCCCCCGAACCCGCUGGCCCUCCGGCCCACUGGCAGCGAACACACCAUGGUGGAUGUAACCAAAUGGCCCAUAUUCAGCCUUAUGGGAGCAGAGGAGCUCUCCUUGAUUCGGAAGGCUUGCGUGUUCGGCUCGUCUGCUAAUGAGGCCAUCUACAUCACCAGUGAUGACGAGGUGUACGUGUUUGGGCUGAACUGCAGCAACUGCCUGGGCACCGGGGACAGCCAGAGCACCAUCGUACCCAAGAAGCUGGACUUCCUGAGCGGGAGGAAGGUGGUGAGCCUGAGCUACGGCAGCGGGCCCCACAUCCUGCUGUCCACAGAGGAUGGAGAGCUGUUUGCCUGGGGGCACAAUGGCUACAGCCAACUUGGAAACGGGACUACCAAUCAAGGAGUAACUCCAGUGCUGGUGUCUGCCAACCUGCUCAAUAAGAAGGUCACAGAGGUGGCCUGUGGCUCUCACCACUCCAUGGCUCUGACCGACUCUGGGGAGGUGUACGCUUGGGGUUACAACAACUGCGGCCAGGUGGGCUCGGGCUCCACGGCCAACCAGCCCACGCCCCGCAGAGUGUCCAGCUGCCUGCAGAACAAGGUGGUGGUGGGCAUCGUGUGCGGGCAGACCUCGUCACUGGCCGUGGUGGACAACGGCGAGGUGUUCGGCUGGGGCUACAACGGGAAUGGGCAACUCGGCCUGGGGAAUAACGGCAACCAGCUCACUCCCUGCCGACUAAUUGCUCUGCAAGGUUUAUGCAUUCAGCAGAUUGUCUCCGGCUACGCCCACUCCCUGGCAUUAACAGACGAGGGGCUGCUCUACGCUUGGGGUGCCAACACCUAUGGUCAGCUGGGCACCGGCAACAAGAGCAACCAACUGAGCCCAGUUGAGAUCAUGACGGAAAAAGAGAGAAUCGUGGAGAUCGCCGCCUGCCACUCCACACACACAUCAGCGGCUAAGACCCAGAGCGGGCAGGUGUACAUGUGGGGCCAGUGCAGGGGGCAGUCCAUAGUGCUGCCUCACCUCACCAACUUCUCCUGCACCGACGACGUCUUUGCCUGCUUCGCCACCCCUUCCAUAAUGUGGCGCCUCCUUUCCAUGGAUCAUGAGGACUUCUUGACUGUGGCUCAGUCUCUGAAGAAGGAGUUUGACAACCCAGAGACGGCAGACCUCAAGUUCUGCGUUGAUGGCAAAUACAUCUAUGUCCACAAAGCAGUUCUGAAAAUCAGGUGCGAACACUUCCGCUCCAUGUUCCAGUCUCACUGGAACGAAGACAUGAAGGAGGUGAUUGAGAUAGACCAGUUCUCUUACCCGGUCUAUCGCUCCUUCCUGGAGUUCCUCUACACGGACAAUGUGGAGCUGCCUCCCGAGGACGCCAUAGGGCUGCUGGACCUGGCCACGUCGUACUGCGAGAACCGGCUGAAACGUCUGUGUCAGAACAUCAUCAAGAGGGGAAUCACGGUGGAAAACGCCUUCUCUCUGCUGGCUGCAGCCGUGCGCUACGACGCCGAGGACUUGGAAGACUUCUGCUUCAAGUUCUGCGUAAACCACCUGACGGAGGUGACCCAGACCGCUGCCUUCUGGCAGAUCGACGGCGACCUCCUCAAAGAUUUCAUAUGUCGAGCCAGUCGCUGUGGAGCCUUCAAAAACUGA